This is a messenger RNA of Gadus morhua (Atlantic cod), 2525 nucleotides long. Its product is annotated as aquaporin. The record is from RefSeq and is a predicted model, not a curated record. The transcript has 6 exons. Gene Ontology annotation, cellular component: plasma membrane. Gene Ontology annotation, molecular function: water channel activity. Gene Ontology annotation, biological process: water transport; transmembrane transport. The coding region runs from base 224 to 1054 and encodes 276 amino acids. Lineage: Eukaryota; Metazoa; Chordata; Actinopteri; Gadiformes; Gadidae.
AUCAGAGCCUCAGACAGCCAGCAGACAGACUGACAGGGAGACAGAUCAGUGGACAGAAGGAAAGACAGACUGACAGACAGAUAUACUGACUGACAGACAGACCGACAGACAGUCAGACAGACAGACUAUUACAUCAGGAAAGAAUAAAAACCAUUAGGUUGGGACGCUAAAAGACAGAAGAUUUUGAAUAUUGAAGGGGAAGAGAAUAUUUUGACAGUUUAAGAUGACUUUGCGAGAGCUCCGCAGUCGACAGUUUUGGCGUGCGGUGCUGGCAGAGGUGCUGGGCACCCUGGUGCUCGUGAGCACCAUGCUCGGGGCCUCUGUGCCGGGUCCAGGAGAGGCCCCCGGGGGCCCGCUGUACCCAGCCCUGGCAAUCGCUGCCGUGAUCACCUCGCUGGGUCACUGUUUCGGAGAGAUCAGCGGGGCGCAGGUGAACCCUUCAGUGACUCUGUCAUUUUUGGCCGCAAAGAAGAUAGACCUGGUCAGGGCCCUUGUUUAUGUGGCCGCACAGUGCCUGGGGGCCUUUCUGGCCAGCGGGGCCCUCUACCUGGCCCUCCCGCACAAAUCCACUGCGGAGGUGUUCGUCAAUCGGUUGGGCCCCGACGUCAACGCGGCACAGGCGGUGGGCGUGGAGGUGCUCUGCACCUUCUCCAUGGUCUUCGCCAUCUUCUCUGUGGAGGAGCAGAGGCGGAGAGAGAGCACCGAGCCCAGCCACCUGGGCAUCGGACUGGCCCACACGGCCGCAGUGUUUAUAGGGGCGAGGUUUUCUGGUGCAGGAAUGAAUCCGGCUCGUGCUCUGGGUCCAGCUCUCAUCACCGGCUACUGGGAGAACCACUGGGUGUACUGGAUCGGGCCGGUGACGGGCGGUGUGCUGGCCGGCGUGUCACACGAGUUUUUCUUCGCCCACAGCGCCUCCCGCCUGAAGCUGGUGGCGUGUCUGACCUGUAAGGACAUCGACAUGGUGGAGACUGCCAGCAUGUCCCGCUCCUCCCUCUCCACCGUCACGCAGAACGCCAACCGGGCCAAGCAGGCCAACAAGGGCGAGGGCACCUGAGGUCUUAGGAUGGACGACGACGAUGGUUUUUCUUCAUGAUCACUUACAUCGUUACUGAUGCCCGUCCCGAAUGGCUUAAAAAGACACAACAAGGAUCAAACAUCAUUUUUUAAUUAAUUAUCCCAAGAAAUGAAAUGACAUAUUAAUACCUUAUAUUUGAAUACAUUUACAACUGAAACAUGGAACAACCACAAGGACAAUUUGAAACAAAAACGUUAAUUGUAAGUUUAGGUGCCGUCAACCUCCUUGUAGCCACACACGUUCAAAAAUACACAGAAGGGCAAACACCGGCUUCACACCUUAUUCUUUUUCCUCGUCGAGUUGUUCUUUGAAUGCAGCGAAUCCGUAACUCAAUGGCCUUUCACGAAUAGGGUUGCAAACUGAAACAUAAGAACACAGAUAUACCUAAUCAAUCAAUAAGUCAAUCAAUCAAUCAUUCAAUCAAUCAAUCAAUCAAACAACAUCCUUUAGAUCAUGCUUUGUGCAAUACAAAAUGCUUAAUAAGAAAAAAAAAUCUGUUUAAAAUGUUAAAUUGAGAGGCAGGCUUACGUUUGAGAGAUGGAUUCAAACUAAAAUCUCAAUGUUACACAGAUAUCUCUAGAUGUUUAGUGUUGUACAACAUAUUUGUGUACCACACAGGGAACACAGCUGUGUCUAUCCUUUUGCCUGUUUAUCUAAUAUGUUUAUUUGACUGUGUCAAGCACUUUUUAAUUUAUCUUAUUUAAAGUGCUAUAUAAAUACAAUCAAUAGUAUUAUUGAUAUUAUUAUUUCAUCCACCUUAAAGCAUUCUUUCCUCACAGAUGAAAUUGCUUUCUAUAUGAGCUGGAAAGUGGAUACGUUGCACAUAUGAGAGUUGGUAAAAUAUUACAAAUUCUGCAUAAUCGUUAGACUUUAACCAAAUUUUAUCUUUUCCUAAUGACAGAUAUAUACUGUUGAUAGUGGAUCAUAUUGGACAGCUGGGGAAUUUAAAUUAAAGAACAUAGAUCUAUCUCCCAUUGUAUAUGUUUCAUUACAUGCCACAUGAACUCAUUGAAAUGGAGCAUUUUUUGCUGGUGCAAAGGCCUUUAUGUGAGGCAAUUAUGAUGUUUUCAAUGCUUGGGAAGUCUUUGAAAUGGUAAAAAGGUGCCAGGCCUUCAUUGUUGGUUAAAUGCAGUAUCCAACGUGAGCCAAGUCUGUCAUCUCUCCAUUAGUGUCAUUAUCUCGGCUCAAAGGCUCCUAUUGUCAAUCAAAUAGACCUAUGUAUCACUGCAAUUAAGCUUAUUAAGAAUCUGUUUAUGGGCCAAUAUACUGGAAAAGACAUCACAUUGAUUUGCCAUGAGUAAGAUGUGCGUUUUUGGGAUGAAAUGCACUUUCCACCGCAUGGAAGGACAUUAUCUUAUGUAUGUUCAGUGCAACAACUGUUUGUUUCCUUCAUCCAUAGUAUAUUCAGAUAUAUAAUGAUGAUGUAAAAUAAGAUAUAUGAAGAAGAGAC